Messenger RNA from Schizosaccharomyces octosporus yFS286, 474 nucleotides. RefSeq lists its product as uncharacterized. NCBI's taxonomy places the organism in Eukaryota, Fungi, Ascomycota, Schizosaccharomycetes, Schizosaccharomycetales, Schizosaccharomycetaceae. Gene Ontology annotation, cellular component: mitochondrion. The record is from RefSeq and is a predicted model, not a curated record. The transcript has a single exon. The coding region runs from base 1 to 474 and encodes 157 amino acids.
AUGCAAAGUAGACUCGCCCAACAGACAUUAUUUCCUCGUCUUACCAUCCGUGGAAUUCUUCCUCCAGUGAAAUUUCAAUCGAAAUAUUGCCAUCCUGUUUUUUAUCCCAGGUACCGUCAAUAUUCAUCGAAGCUUCCAUCUCAACGUCCUACAAUCUCAAAGUCUCAAAACUUGUGGAAUCGUUGUUUAAAGCUUGCAGGGAAACAAGCAGGAAGUUUUAAAGACAAACCGCUAAGUUAUGCGGUUGCAUUCUUAUUCCUACAUGAACUAACAGCCAUUUUACCUCUUCCAGCAUUUUUCUUCCUGUUUCAUUCGCUCGACUGGACGCCUCCAGGUUUGCCCACUGAAUAUCUCGAAAAAGGAGCUGGCGUCGCUUCCAGAAUUUUCGAAAAAAUUGGAUAUAAUAUACCCAUCGAACAAGUUUCUAAAGUCUUAAUUGAUGGAGCUGCUGCUUAUGCCUGUGUGAAGGUAUGA